AUGGCUGCUUCUUGGACGCCGGGAUGGAUACUUGAUUUUCUCAAGACACACAAACAGGGGACGCCGUUCACCAAACUCGCCGAGGAAGCGGCCAGGUCGCUCCAAUCUUCCGACGACCUCCGUGCGGUACUGGUUAACGUAUGCGCACUAGUCGACACCAAGACCAACCGGAUAAAACAACUAGGCCCGCGGGUGUCUGAGCCGCCGCUGGAGACGCGGAAGCGGCGGCGGUCGCAGGAGAACACGGACUCGCCGACACCGCUCCAGUGCGUGGACAAGCGACUGCGUGCGGCGGAGUUCGACGAGAACCAAGCGCCAGGGCUCAGCGCAGCUGAAGUGGAACGGCGUCCGCGGGAUGGCACGCUCGUUAUCGAAUGUAGCCGGGAAAGCCUCGCCGUCGUUCCCGACCGUUCCUCCUACGCCACUGUCGGUGAAGACACUACUGCCAGCUCCAUCCCCGUCUCACCUACCGAACCCCCCGCCGGCCUCGGCUCUAACGACCAGUAA
Molecule: messenger RNA, 507 nt
Organism: Gregarina niphandrodes
Lineage: Eukaryota; Apicomplexa; Conoidasida; Eugregarinorida; Gregarinidae
Exons: 2
Coding region: 1-507 (168 amino acids)
Source: RefSeq, a predicted model, not a curated record